AUGCCAAACGGUGAGAACUCUGUGCAGAAUGUCCGGGAAGAGGAUACCAAAGCCUGGCGGAGAGGCAUUGCCGCAGACACCCAAAGUUAUAUUCCAUCUGUUCUGAGUCUAUUGGCUACAUCAGCUCCAAGGAAUGCAUAUCUCACUCGCUGGCAAGAUUUGACUCCGCUUGACAAACUGAACCCAUACUACCCCAACAUCAGCACCAAAGUCACAGUUAUCUUCAAGGAUACACUUGACGCCGCCAUUGCUCUUGAGCAAUCGAAAGAAGAGAUGGGGGACCUUGACGAGGGCAAGGUCUGUGUUUUGAAUUUUGCAAACGCCUACCACGCUGGAGGAGGAUGGCUAAAUGGCCAAUCGGCUCAAGAAGAGCAACUCUGUUUCCGAAGCACACUGAGUGCAGCACUUCCUGAACGAUUUUAUCCAAUACAGGCAGGUGAAUGUAUUUACUCACCCUCUAUCUUCGUCUUCAAAGACAAUGAGGAGAAAGACUUCGGAUAUAUGUGGUGUGGUCAGAAAAAUGAAUAUAUGCCAGAGGUUAGCGUCAUCAGUGUAGCAGCAACAAACCGUCCAGCGUUGAACGCAGAUAACACGGCAUAUGGCACUGAAAGGGAAGCAAAUUUGAUGAAAGACAAUGUACGCUUGGUUCUUCGUCUAGCAGCAUAUCAUCAUCAUCGGAGACUGGUUCUCGGGGCACUUGGAUGCGACAUCUUUGGACAUCCUACUGGUGUAGUUGCACAGAUCUUCCAUGAUGUUCUUAAGGAAGCGGAAUUUGGAGGAUGGUUCGAACGUAUUACCUUCGCUAUACUAGAUAAGUCUCGGGAUGGUAAAAAUUUCCAAACCUUCAAAAGCACGUUGGAUGGCCUUAGUAUGGUGUGGAUGGAAUCCUGA
Penicillium taxi is the source of this 891-nucleotide messenger RNA. RefSeq lists its product as uncharacterized. The record is from RefSeq and is a predicted model, not a curated record. The transcript has a single exon. NCBI's taxonomy places the organism in Eukaryota, Fungi, Ascomycota, Eurotiomycetes, Eurotiales, Aspergillaceae. The coding region runs from base 1 to 891 and encodes 296 amino acids.